Messenger RNA from Ceraceosorus bombacis, 743 nucleotides. The record is from the annotation of a GenBank genome assembly. Lineage: Eukaryota; Fungi; Basidiomycota; Exobasidiomycetes; Ceraceosorales; Ceraceosoraceae.
AUGGCGUCGGCUAUGCAGGUGUCACGUUCGUGGAACGGCAGCUCCACCCUCCCACGAGUGGCGCCUGGGCUAAGCUCUUCAGUACAUCUGGUUGAUCUCGCAGCUGUAGAAGCGGCUCUGCGAGAAAAGACUGGCAAGCUCAUGACUGUUGUCACGCCUCCAGAUGAACGCGAAGAGCUCCUCGACUCGCUCGACUCUGCCCUCAUCUCUCAGGCCGAGACACAAAGCCGCGCAGUCGACAGGGCCGAUCCGCGAUACUUUCGAGAAGCAACCGUUCUGAUCAAAGAUCAGUACGACGACUACUCUACCACGACGGACAGUACCGCCAAGCAUACGCCCUUCGUUUCGCCGAGCUCCACCACUCGGUCUCGCCCAGACCGAUCUUCUGCAUCUGUGCCCUCGUCUCCGAUCUCCUCCACACGCAAGGCGUUGCACAAAAUGCGGUCGCAAGAACGCUUUUGUCCGCCUAGCCGGCCUGUCGACUUUGCCAAACCUCCCACCAGGACUUGUCCGACCAGCCCUUCGGCAAAUCUGCACAAGACUCUCCUUAGCGAAAGGCGCGGGCAAAGUCCUUGCACGUCUCGGGGUGAUACUUUCAGCCAUUUCAGCGAUGACUCGUCUGAUGAGGAAGAGCACAAGGUAAGCGCUCUCGUUUGGAAGACGACAUCAAGCAAGGAGCUUUUGCCAAUCUGUCAACUAAUCAUGCCAUGAUAUGCUGCUCACAUCACAGUCGCCAUCAAUGA